AUGUUCUAUCGAUUAUUUCAAUUCCUGUUCUUAGUAGAAUUUUGUAUUAAUAAUUCUAUCGAAUGGGAUUUUUUAUUCAAUAUAGACGAUAAUGAUAAACUUUUAUGUUAUUCAUGUAAAGGUAAUGAAUGUGAACAAGUAAUAGAUACUGAUCAAAAUAAAGUUAUUUGUAAUAGAAAAACACAAUUAUGUUGGGCUGGUUUUAUUGAUCAAGAACCUUAUCGAACAUGUGCUAGUCGUUUUUGUACACCAAGUGAUUUUUCACUUGAUAGUGAUAUUCGGAUUGAAACAUGUUGCCGUUCAAACUUCUGUAAUUCACUUCCACUUUCCUGGAAAAUCUUAAGCAAAGCUUAUAUGAAUGUAUCAUCAUCUUCUCAUACGGAUAAUUCUACUACUAUGAAAACAAACAACACAAUUACCAAAGAAAAUACAGUAGAAUCUGUCGAUUAUUUUAUUGGAGAGAUAAUUGAUGAAAAACCAUUAACUGGAAUUAUUAAAGAUGCAUAUAGUAACGAAGAAGAAGAAGAAAGCGUACGUUUAAAUAAGUUUCAAUUAAAUACAAAUAAUCUAAAUAGUUCUGGCACUCAUGGACCACGUAUAUCAUAUAAUAAUGGUGUCGCAUCAAUCAGUAGUAUUGUGCUGUUUUUAAUGCCACUUCUAUUUGUUUUACUUUUUUAA
This is a messenger RNA of Adineta steineri, 678 nucleotides long. NCBI's taxonomy places the organism in Eukaryota, Metazoa, Rotifera, Eurotatoria, Adinetida, Adinetidae. The record is from the annotation of a GenBank genome assembly.